Molecule: messenger RNA, 6305 nt
Organism: Phymastichus coffea
Lineage: Eukaryota; Metazoa; Arthropoda; Insecta; Hymenoptera; Eulophidae
Product: discoidin domain-containing receptor 2-like
Exons: 10
Coding region: 434-2332 (632 amino acids)
Source: RefSeq, a predicted model, not a curated record
ACGAGCUUCAUCUGCGCCACAGGACGCCCCACACGUGACACAAUCUCGGACAAAAGCAUGUGCUAAGCAGCUCGCUUUCCGCUUGCUCGUCUGCACGCGACCUCACGAUGUGAUGAUGCUGUGUCUCCGUCGUCUUACGUGAUUGCCAGUGCUAAAACUUGUGAUUUUUAUUGUUUGCUUCUCGGUUAUUCACGAGUUGCUUCGUCUAUUUGUUGGUGCGUGAUUGUUCUUUGUGUUUUUUCCAUGUAUUGAGUCUGUUGGACCUCGAAGAGAUACAAUUUCAUUUGGUGCACUUUCACAGGUGAGUUUUCUAGAAUCUUCCCCACGAUCCAAUAGUAGCAGCUAGCCGUCUUCCACGUAGUCACAUAAAGGAACGGUUAUGAGAGUUGGAUGAUUACCGGCUACCGUACAAGAAAGUAGCAGAAGCAGUACGAUGGACUACCCAAGGUUACUUCUGCUGUGUGCUCUUCAACUGCGCUUGGCCCUCGCCAUUGAUCUAUCACAAUGCAUCGGCCCUCUGGGAAUGGGCUCGGGAGCGAUUCCUGACACUGACAUCACUGCCAGUUCCAGUUUCGAUAGCGGUAACGUCGGCCCUCAUCACGGACGACUGGGUCAGGAUAUCAACGGCGGUGCAUGGUGUCCAAAGUCGCAGAUCACUACCGAGACGACCGAAUGGAUCGAGAUCGAUUUGCGCAGAGUUCACGUCAUCACGGCAACUGGCUCUCAAGGACGUUUCGGCAAUGGUCAGGGUGUUGAGUUUGCUGAAGCUUAUUUGCUUGAGUACUGGAGACCAGCGCUAGGUGGCAAGUGGGUUCGCUACAGAGAUGUCCAAGGAGAGGAGGUAAUUCAAGGCAACAAGAACACGUACCUCGAGUCAAAGCACAGCCUGGAACCGCCUAUCUGGGCGCAAAAAAUCCGUUUUCUACCGUACAGCUUUCAUCGUCGGACGGUGUGCAUGCGAGUGGAAGUAUACGGUUGCCCAUGGAACGACGGUAUCGUGUAUUACUCGAUGCCCCAGGGUGACAAGCGUGGCAACUGGGAGUUCUAUGACGCCGCGUACGACGGUUACUGGGACCAUGAAUUACGCCAUGGUCUUGGCCAACUCACCGACGGUCGUGUUGGGCCUGAUAAUUUCAAACUCAGCCAUUACGACUCGACCAAGGAGCAAGGAUGGGUUGGCUGGAGAAAUGACACCAGAGAGAGACAACCGCUUGAGAUUAAAUUCGAAUUCGAUCACGUCAGAGAAUUCUCGGCUGUGCAUAUAUUCUGCAAUAAUCAGUUUACCAAGGAUGUUCAGGUGUUCUCGGACGUGAGUAUACUAUUCAGCAUCGGCGGUAAGCAUUACACUGGAGACCCAAUAGUUUACAAUACCAUCGAGGACAAGAUUUUCGAAUACUCGCGCAACGUCACGAUCAAGCUUCACCAUCGUAUUGGCAAAUUUGUAAAGUUACGAUUUGGUUUUGCCGCUCGAUGGAUCAUGAUCAGCGAGAUUACCUUCGACUCUGACAUGGCACACGGUAACUUUACGCCCGAAUCGACGCCAACAACCGAAGCAUCACGCCCACGUGAGCGAGGCUCUCUGCGUGAAUCGCCGCACCAUCACCCCGAAAUUCCAGUAUCCACUGCUAAGCAAGACGACCCGACGUACAUGGCUGUGAUAAUCGGCGUGCUAACCGCAGUAAUUCUCCUACUGGCAGUAGCAAUCUUCUUCAUAGUAUCACGUCACCGCCAACGCAAGAAUUUCGCUAGUCCGUUGGGUACGAAAUCAGCCUUGCCGCCAGGUGCUUUAGCGAACGAAGCUGCUUACGGAACCGCGGAGAAGGAUCCGUCGUUGAUGGCGUACAGAGUGGAGGAUUUAGACGACAGGUAUGCCGGUGCAAAACUGACGACUUUGCCGCGAGAGCUGAACGACAGGCUUCUUGGAGACGUGAGACUCGACGAUUAUCAGGAGCCAUUCCACGAGUCUGGUAGCGCCAAAUACAGGGAGCCUGCGCACGCUGCCUAUUACGGAUACAGCACCGUGGUUAUCGACAACAAGGAUCUUCACGACAGCGUCGAGCAGUCCGAUGCGACUUACGAUUAUGCAGUGCCGAUGCCAGUGCCUAGCGGAAGUAGUGAUCAGGACAGCAUAUUUUCUAAGUCAUCCAGGGGCAGCGCGAAGGCAUGUCUGCAGAGUUUCUUCCCACCACCUCCACCGCCAAUGAGCGCGCCUCCGUCACGUGGUGCGAGCAAUCUCACAUAUUCAAGUCCACCAAGUCCGGACCUGAUGUGCGAUCGCAACGGGCGAGCGGGUAGCAAGCGACGCGAUCACUCUCUGCAUCGAUACGCAUGAGACGAAGGCCCAGCGAGUGCGCAACAGUCGCCGCUCGCCCAACAACGUCGUAAUAAUCGCUGGCCGAGACGAACCAUGACCAGCUCGUCCGCAUCCACGCUACUCUAUACCAGAGCCUACGUGAGUAAUUCAUACGGCGACAUGCUGUAGAGCCAGAUGAUAUUGAUGGGAGAAGGUGCGCGCAAGAAUGCGGAGUGCAUAGGUAGAGUUUCGAAUUAAUUUUGAGAUUCAUUUCGAGGCCAGUCGAUAAGUGCGAUCACACCUCGCCCAUCUACUUAACGACGUGAUGCUCUCUCUGGCGGCGCCUGCGCAACAAUCUGGCAUAAAACCUAGCGUUCAAUUGUGGAUAAUCGCUAUCGAUGAUAGUUUAGACGAUUGGCAUAUCAUGAUCUUCUUGGCUGCUUUCGCCACGCCAACCAUGUGCGCUGUUCCUUUAUUUUCAGAUCAAAUAUAAAACACCUUCACGCUGCGCUCGUAUCUGCUUUAAGCGACUUACGAUUAUGUUCGCUCCCUUCUUCUAUGGGUUUCAUAUUGUCGAUAUGUAUAUAUUUCAAAGCGUUUUUCUAAGUCACAAAUGCGACGACGUGCUGUCUCUGGCAUUGUACAGUUGCGCGAUGCGUAUCUGUUUGGGUGGUAUGUAUACAUUUUCUUUCUUUCGCACGCGCGCAAAUAAGACUGACUCGUCGAAUAAACAAAUGUAAGUAAAAAAUGAUGCGAGGAUACAAUUUCAGCGUUCCACCCGAUCUGUAUAUUUUUUAUUUAUUGCCCGCGUAGCGUCAUUCAUAUGACGGAUUUCGUUAUACCUUUUUAAAUUUUUGAUUUUGUCUGUAGUAUAACCGCUAUGUAUAAUCGAUAGAUUAUAGAGAACUCGCGUGCGUGUGCGUAAUACAUUCUGUUUUCGGGAGCGCGAUCGUUUCCAAUCUACUAUAUUCUGAAUGUAAUUGCUUUUCUUUCCAAGUAUUAUGAGCUCAACGACCGUCGGAAAAUCUAGUAUUUCGUCUGAUUUAAUUUGAAGCUUCUUUCUAAUUCGCGUUGUUCCAUCUGUUGACGCGCGUCAUCGUGUAUAAAACGACUAAGCAUAAAGUGGAGAAGGCGAUUGUCGUUCGUCAAAUAACGUUUAACGCAUUUUAUACGUUUGCUAGUAGUCCUAGGCUACGAAAAUAAUAUUGUAAAUACGGGGAGAAAAAAAAGUAUUUUCAUGACUUUGAGAUAACGACGAUUGCCUUCUUCCUCGCACCGCAUAGACAAUUCUAUUUCUGUAAAAUGCAAGAAAACUCUACCGAUGUCGCCUUCACGCAACGAUAAAACAAACAAAAAAUCUUUCUUAUUGUAACGAAAAAAGGGGUAUAUUAGAUGUACGAAACAAAAAUCGACAAUACAGGGAUGAGGCAACAAUAAUGGCUGACAGCGUUAGCGCAGGAAACCCUAAUACUAUUGUGAUAUGUAUCGCGAAUCACAUUCUGUCGUUGCUCGGAAUUUUUCGCGGAUUCUUCUUGUUUCGUUCGUUAUCGGAUAUAGGUUUUAGCUAGGAUCAUCAAAGAAAAGGAAACGACAUCGAUUACUUUGAAAACUCUAGCAUUCAGUUAUCAGCUAUUGGCACUGCAAAGUUUGCGCUUGGAAUACAUAUAUUUUUAAAGUAAUUGAUGAUUCGUGUUACCUACUUGCGAGCGAUGGUAAAAAUCGUUAGCUUCUUAUAGAGAAAACAAUCAUCAAUCUUCUACAACGACCGGAAAAUUAAAUAUAUAUAUAUAUAUAUAUAUAUAUAUAUAUAAAGUAUAUUAUAUACGAUAGACACUAUUGACUAGAUUUUUAAUAAUCCUGAAAUCAAUAUCGCGUAUAUAAAGAACGAGACUUGUACACAACAAAUAAAAAGAAAAAAAACAUGAUGUAUAACGAUGUAACUGUCGGACUUUUGUAUAACUAUUAGAAUGUUGUGUAUGAUUGGCACCACGACCAACUCGAGCGAUCGCGUUGCUUGUUUUAAACGUUGUCCAACGAAAAAAAAUUUUCCUGAAACAAUUUUCCUUGGUUCAUUACGGCGUAACGUAAUAAAAAUUUCAUGCCUUUGAUCUGUGCACGCGAAAAAGAGGUAAACGAGCGUAAAAGAGAUGUCUACGGGAACGCCCGCACUGUAAAUACUCCAGCACCGAUAACCAAUUCUACUAUCUGCCUUUGUCGAGUCUAACCACAAUAAUUCCGCAAUGAGCAAGAGACGCAUCAGCCGUAGCAGCGCAUCGUUAUUUUUGUCCUAUUUCUUUUUUCGUCAGCAUUAUCGACGAGCCAUUGCACUCGCUGACAAGACUCCUCUUUUUUAUCCGUCGCUGAACAAUAAGCGUUAUUUGUUACUGCGGCAAGCGCCAUUUGAUCGGCAGAGGCGGUUCAAAGCACUGCCGGAGCGAACGGCUCUACGCUGUUCGAUGCGCAGUCGAUCAGUCGCUAGGCAUGUACUAAACACCCGAUAAUAAAUAGCCGAAAAUUGUAGCGGCUAUGUAGCAAAACAAUGGCGUUGCAGGCUAGCUCGUGCGAUUGUUCGUCUUCAUUAAAAGUCUUGUCGGGAUGCGAACGCGAGCGCCUCUUUCAUAUUUAACGCGCGGAUGCUUUGUUAGCUCCUUUUGUUCGGCCAAAUCACGCGCCCGCGCUGCAGAGCAAUCCUCGCGCUUUUAACCCACGAUAAUGGGGCUCGCUACAACAACAGCGUUGAUGCUACGGCCGACAUGCCUCGAUAAGAUUUCGCACUGCCUAUGCGUCUGCCGGCAAUCCGUUUUUUCUUUCUAUUUUAUCGUUGCUUCCAUCCUUUCUUAGAUUUGCUUUUUCUCUUCGUGAUGUGGUAGAGACGUCUGGAACAGUUAAGCACGUGAUUACUUUCGUGCUCGUCAUCUUUUUUUAUGGAAUAUUCUUCGUGGAUAUAGGUGGAACUUUUCAAAACUGAACAAAUCUCUGAUAUUUAGGAAAAUAUUUGUUAAGUAUUACUAAAUUCUAUGAGUGGGCACAAAUGAAAGCAUGUUUCAAAAAAGGAACUUGUUUAUAAAGCGACACUGCCUGUGCGUUUCUUUAGCCUUCUUUUCAGAUAUAAAAAAAUACGAUUCCAUAUAUAAUAAGUAUACUCAAUGUUGAGUAUGAGUUUUCAUACAUGCUAUCAAUCUUGUUAGUAAGUACACGUUCUAUCCGAAAGAAUGGACUGAGCGUUUACAAAAGACUGAAAAAGUAUGUAUCAGAGUCUAUUUCGACCCGAACCAGAAAAAUCCAAUUGUUCACUUUUUUACGUUCGCAAAUAUUUCUAAAAGACAUUAACUAAUAAAACGUUGGGCCAAGAGCGACGCAAUGUUUUCACGGCUUCGUAGACAACGCACAGACGUAUAAAAGUUAAGAAAAGAGAAAAAAAAAUACAGCGAGAAGCGCCACUCGGUAAAUUCCUCUAGGCAUCUCGUAGCGAUUAGAGAAACUGCUCUUUCUCCGUUCCGCGAGCGCGCAUACGUCCGCGAUUUAUCGCAGCGGAUUAUCGCUUGCGCGCUUUUACAUAUGCGCACACACGGCACACAUCUACCCGAGCUUGCGCAUUAAUUCUCUUGGAUGUACAUAGGACACUUGUAAUUUAUAAAUAGGAGCGAAAGAGACAGAGGAAGCGCGCGCAAUUAUAAAUAGAAUGUAAAACGGAGCCGGGAAUGGAGCUUUUUUUCAUUCAUUUUUCAAUUUUUUCCUGUAAAUAACUGUAUCAUAAUUUAUACAUAAGCGCAUAUUACAUAUUCUAUUAUACUUGUACAUGUAAACUUCUGCGGGUACGUGUCUGAAUAUGCGAGUAAGAGCGAGAGAAAGUGUAAAGCGACGUCACGAACAAUUGAGUGUAAUUAUUAAGUGUAUGCAUUUGAUAUAUUCACGUAUGCGACGCGCCCCUGUGUAUUUCAAUUUCUGUAUAUGCUCGACGCGUACGAGUGUGACGAAUUGUAACGACGAUCAUAUAUAUAUAUAUAUGAGU